AGGGAUCUGACGGGUAGGUUGGCUACAGGCCAAUAGGCUUUGCUAAGGCACCUCCGAGCUCAGAGGAUACUGAGAGAAGUGAUGGAAAAAGAAAGCAGGUACAGUUGUCACAGGCACUCCAGGGAGAAGCCCAUUUGAGGGUUAAAGAUUGUGCAACGAGAGUAAAUAACAGCCUACUAAGUCAUGUGACCAGGAACAUCCCUUGCAGAGAAACUGCUGUACUCGGCUGGAAGGCUGAAAAACUUUAAAUCGCAGAGAAGCCUCUUUGGAGCUGAGAGUUGUUUGUUUGGAGCAGGCAGGGAGUCGAGAUGAAUCUCCUUCCGAGUUUAUCCCUAGAAACCUGGCUUUUACUCAUUGCCUUCGUGAGCCUCUUGAUGCUUUAUGGGAUCUGGCCAUACCGAUUCUUUAAGAAGCUGGGUAUUCCUGGGCCAAGGCCUCUGCCUUUCAUCGGAACGUUCCACGAAUACCGGAAUGGAAUUCUGGAUUUCGACAAGAAGUGUUUCCAGAAAUAUGGUAAAAUUUGGGGAUUUUUUGAUGGCAGGCAGCCAGUCCUGGCUAUUCUGGACCCUGUAAUCAUCAAAACCAUCCUGGUGAAAGAGUGCUAUACCCUAUUUACCAAUCGCCGGGACUUUGGUCUAAGUGGAGAUUUGGAGUCUGCCCUUACAAUAGCUACAGAUGAGCAGUGGAAAAGGAUUCGCACUGUGCUCUCUCCGACGUUCACCAGCGGGAAGCUAAAGGAGAUGUUUCCUAUCAUGAAUCGCUAUGGAGAGAUUUUAGUGAAAAAUAUCCAGAAGAAAGUGGAUAACAACGAGUCCCUGGAAAUGAAGAGCAUCUUCGGCGCCUACAGCUUGGAUGUGGUGGCCAGCACUUCAUUUAGUGUGAACAUAGACUCCAUGAACAACCCCAACGACCCCCUUGUCGCCUACAUCAAGAAGUAUCUCUCAUUCAAUUUCUUUAACCCACUGCUCCUCUCAGUAGUGAUGUUCCCCUUCCUCACUCCAGUGCUGGAUAAGAUGAACGUGAGUCUGUUUCCCUCAGGCUUCCUGGACUUUUUCCUCAACAUCAUCCAGCGCAUCAAGAAGGAGCGGCAGAAGAAUGACCACUCGGUCCGGGUGGAUUUCCUGCAGUUAAUGGUUGACUCACAGAGCUCAGAUGGCAGCUCUGAACCUAAUGAGAAGACACACUCCUAUAAAGCUCUGUCUGACAAGGAGAUUAUGGCGCAGGCCCUUGUCUUUAUCUUAGCUGGUUAUGAGACCACCAGCUCCACCCUCAACUUCCUCUCAUAUAACCUGGCCACUCACCCUGACGUGCAGCAGAGACUGCAGGAGGAGAUUGAUGUCACUCUUCCCAACAAGGCUGCUCCCACCUAUGACGCCAUCCUGCAGAUGGAGUAUCUCGACAUGGUGGUGAAUGAAACCCUCAGACUCUUCCCCGUAGGUGGGCGGAUUGAAAGAGUCUGCAAGAAAAGCAUUGAGAUAAAUGGAGUGACCAUUCCGAAAGGCACCGUGGCAAUGAUCCCAGCCUACGUGCUGCAUCAGGACCCGGAAUACUGGCCAGAGCCGGAAGAGUUCAGGCCCGAGAGGUUCAGUAAAGAGAACAGAGAGAGCACUGACCCCUACAUUUUCUUGCCCUUUGGAGCUGGUCCCAGGAACUGCAUUGGAAUGAGGUUUGCUCUUCUCAGCCUGAAAGUGGCCAUGAUUGUGCUAUUGCAAAGAUUUUCCUUCAGAACCUGCAAAGACACCUUGAUCCCUCUGGUGCUGGACACAAAGGGUUUCUUGCAACCCAAGAAGCCAAUCAUUCUGAAGAUGGUCCCCAGAACCCAUGUCGAUCCAGAGGAGUAAAAGAAUUUUGCAGCAGAUCAGAGGCUGUUGCCAGUUGCUCCUUCCGCCCGACUCGUCUCUCUAUAAAUCACAUGAGAAUAGGAAUGAGCUGUGUAAAACUGUAUAGAGAAAGCAAAAGCAACAUCUAGAAAAAGCCCCAGCUGUUGUGAAAGCAGGGCCUUGUGAAUAUACAGCAUACCACAUUUUAAUAGGAGAUUGUGGAUGGCUUUUCUAGCAAACAAACCUACACAAAGUACAGGGUGAGCAGAGUUCAUUUAUAAGCAAUAACAGAGACUCUGGCCUGUUUCUCAUUUAUACCAAGACCCCGUUACACUGUUUGGAUAGUCUAAAGGGACCUUUAAGGGUAUGCACCUGCUUUCAGGCCCCCUUAUGCUGCCAGAGCAGGGCUUAGCAUAAAUGAGAAUCAGGCCUCUGGUGUUAAAAACUGUGUCACCUCCCAUCUGGCUAAACUCAGUCAAAGUUGAGGUUGUUAUGACUGUAUAAAAAUCACAUGCUGCAGGGCAUUUUACAUUGCCGCAUGGGUAGACAUACCUGAGCUAGCUUUAAUCUCACUAGCAGUGAAACCAGAACCACUCAGGCUGUACAACCACACCCAGGGACACUAGGUAUGUACUCAAGCAGCUAGCCUGUGCUGCUGGGGCUUCAUUAUUUCAUUUGAGCUAGUUCAAAGCCAGCUCAGCUAUGAUUACACACUUUUGACUACAACGUAGAUGUACUCUUAGCCUAUGCUAUGGACACUACAGUGGCAUGGCUGCAACUACACCACUGUAGUGUCAUAAUGUAGACGCUCCUGACAUCAGUGGAAAGGGUUUUUCUGUCAACGUAGGAGGUAAUCCACCUCCCCGAGAGGGAGUGUGGCUGAAACCUGACAUGAGUGAUUAAUUCAUGGAGGGAGAGGCACCAUUCUUUGGAAGAUAACAUUAGCAUGGUAAUGAAUCAUCAGGCUCAAAACAGGACAUUUGUGCUUAAUAAGAUAAGUUAGUAGGUUAAAAAAGACAGAAUGUCAGAGCCAGCUAAGAGAAGAGGGAGAACAGGAACUAUUUGCUAUGAACUAGAUAACAAGGGACAAAAUAAGUUAGAAAUGUAGAAAUGAGAUAGAGGAAGUCAAAACAUAUGCAGCAUAUGGACAGAUGCACGUGGUACAGGGAUUGGUCCCGGAGGGAGCUAGGUUGAUGGAGGAAUUCUUCCAUCUGCCAAGCCAUGUCUACACUGGAGUUUAGGAUGGCCUAACCAUAGUGCUCAGGGGUGCUCAGGAAUUUUUUACACCCCUGAGCUCCGUAGCUAGGUUGAUCUACCUUUGAAGUGUAAACCAGGCAUCAGAUGUCAAGAGCCUACUGCCCUCUAUGGCCAGGAGUGGCUCCAGGCACCAGCAUGCCAAGCGCGUGCUUGGGGUGGCAAGCCGUGGGGGGCGCUCUGCCAGUCGCUGCGAGGGUGGCAGGCCGGCUGUCUUCGGCGGCAUGCCUGCGGAGGGUCCGCUGGUCCCACGGCUUUGGCGGACCUCCCGCAGGCUGCUGCCGAAUUCACAGGACUGGGGACCUCCCACAGGCAAGCCGCUGAAGGCAGCCUGCCUGCCGUGCUUGUGGCGGCAAAAUGCCUAGAGCCACCUCUGUCAAUGGCUAUGUAAUCUGAUGCUACAGCAGCACUGUCUCUGUCAACUGUCAAUGCAUCAGAGGUCUCUGCUUGGUUUGAAAGACUCAUUGGUGCUGUUUCUGAUCCUAGUUCAAAGUCACUAACAGUCUUCUGGGUGAUCUGAUGCUUUAGAAGGAGAGGUCAGGAUGAUGUUGGGUCAGGUGGGUCUCUCUCUCUUAGCGCCGGUCAGAGUUGUGAGGUUUCCUUCCAUACAUUCCCCUUACUGAGGCUUUGCUUCUGCUUGGUUGCUUCACACCCGUGUGGCUACACAUUGCAACCCCCUCAGAGUAGAUGCUGUGCAGUGGUAUAAAAUAGGGUUUGCACCACUGCAGCUUACCCUGGAACUUGACUGGGAUAAGCUGCAUUGAUGCCAACUGUAUUGUGUAGAAGUGCAGUGUGUCCACACUAAGGGUCUGCCCCACUGUAAAUACAUCAGUGCUACACUGGUGCAAAUUACCCUAGUCUAGAUGCGCCCUGAGUACCCCUCGUAUCAUGACCAUCACCUUUUUAGCUGAGCACUGGCUUUGAGACACCAUCAGCACUGCUAGGUUCAGGUGCUUUUGAAAAGCUUUUUGGAUAUUGGACCCUGCUCUGAAAUUUUAUUCAGACAUUGUCAGUCUCUUCUGGCACUUUAAUUGAAAUCAAGGGGUAGAGCAAAUUGCCCAUAUGUAACUGGUGCUGCCUAUUUUGGCCCCAUUCCUAUUUCUUGCCAAGUUGGCCCUGUCUGUCUUCUGGUUUUACAACCCCAGGAGGGUGUUGACAUCCAGGGCUAUUUUCCAGGAUCAUGUGGUGCUGCAGCAUUAUGGCUCUGUCAAGUGUUAAAGUGACUACAUCCUUGCAGGAAAGAAUGCAUGUGACUCAUUUCUAGAGCUGAUUUAGCUUGAUUCUGGUAUGUUUUUAGGUGGCUGUUAUUACUAAAGACCUGCAACAUGGCUCAGUUUGCAGAUAAGCUAACUAGAGCAGCCUAGGUAUAAGCAGGUACCAUUUAUGAGCAGUAAUUUGCUAAGUGGGAGUGAAGCCUAUUAUGUGUUCUUUUUAUUUGUUUGCUUAUUGUAUCCAGUGGUCUCCUGUGAGAGGGAUUCUUUACACAGAUAUUAGCCCAGUUAAGAUUUUUAAACUUUGUUCUCUAUUAUUCCAUUUUGUAACUUUGAUUUGAAUUGUAGUAAUAUGGCAAGGUGCAGUGCUGGGAAAGCCCUUGGAGUCCUGGAGGACUUGGGUUUGGAAGAAGGAUGUCUCUCUUUGUUGGAUACUGAGAGCAGAGGAGACUCACUGGACCUGGUCAUUCUUAGAUUCCAGAUGAGCAUAAUGCUGAAUGCUCUGUAUCAUAUGUGGUGUGAUUUCAUAUUUACUAAUCCAAAAAGUACUAA
This is a messenger RNA of Gopherus flavomarginatus (Mexican gopher tortoise), 4837 nucleotides long. RefSeq names its product cytochrome P450 3A24-like. Gene Ontology annotation, biological process: steroid metabolic process; oxidative demethylation. Bases 309 to 1841 code for a protein of 510 amino acids. The transcript has 13 exons. The record is from RefSeq and is a predicted model, not a curated record. NCBI's taxonomy places the organism in Eukaryota, Metazoa, Chordata, Testudines, Testudinidae. Gene Ontology annotation, molecular function: heme binding; oxidoreductase activity, acting on paired donors, with incorporation or reduction of molecular oxygen, reduced flavin or flavoprotein as one donor, and incorporation of one atom of oxygen; iron ion binding.